Molecule: messenger RNA, 952 nt
Organism: Phascolarctos cinereus (koala)
Lineage: Eukaryota; Metazoa; Chordata; Mammalia; Diprotodontia; Phascolarctidae
Gene: CLDN17
Product: claudin 17
Cellular component (GO): bicellular tight junction; membrane
Molecular function (GO): structural molecule activity
Source: RefSeq, a predicted model, not a curated record
GUAAUAUUUCUUGAUAUACCACUGCCCGGUUUUUAAUUGGCUUAGAAAGCUAUUACACCUAAAGGGGAAGAUAUACAUAUAGAAAUGAGUAUGUGAGUAAAAUGAAAAGUCAUGUUUAAUAUAGUAAGUACUUUAGCUUCUCUGAGCUGGGUUUCUGCUGCUUAUUUGGACUCAUAGGCAGUAUCAGUGCAAAAGAUCACAAGAGACAAUAAGAAAUUAUAAGAAAUUUCAAAGCUCUGGCUUUUGCCAUUAAAGUCCAACUAUCUUCUAGGAGAAGGAGAUGGCUUUGUAUCCACUGCAAAUUGCUGGACUGGUUCUUGGAUUCCUUGGAGUCAUUGGGACUCUUGCUACAACUCUACUGCCUCAAUGGAGAGUGUCUGCCUUCAUCGGCAGCAACAUUGUGAUAUUUGAAAGGAUCUGGGAAGGACUUUGGAUGACUUGUGUCCAACAAGCACAUGUCAGGUGGCAGUGCAAAUAUUAUGGCUCUCUUUUGGCUCUCCCACCCGCUUUAGAAACAUCCCGAGCGCUCAUGUGUGUGGCAAUUGCUUUGUCUUUGAUUGCUCUGUUUGUUGGUAUUUUCAGCACGAAGCAAGCCCGGUGCACUGGCUCUAAUGAGCAAGUCAAGUCUUACCUGCUGGGAGCCUCUGGAGUCCUUUUCAUCCUGACAGGCAUCAUCAUUCUGAUUCCUCUAUGCUGGACAGCCAAUCUCAUCAUCCAGGACUUCUACAACCCAACUAUUCAUGUAGGACAGAAACGGGAGCUGGGUGCUGCACUCUUCCUUGGCUGGACAACUUCAGCAGUUUUCUUUAUUGGAGGAGUUCUUCUCUGUAGUGUUUAUUUCUGCAAAAGAAGGAGGAGGAGGCAUAGAUGUUCAUCAACAGAACACCGAGUGCAGUGCAAACCUCAGCACCAAAAAAUGAUGGCAAGUAAGACCUCUACCAGUUAUGUCUAG